UCACUAAACAACCCUUCAUUCAUCUCUCUCCCCCCCUCUCCCAUCUCUCUCCCACCCCCCCUCUCUCUCUCUCAUCUCUCUCUCCCCCUCUCCCAUCUCUCUCCGAAUCUCUCUCUCCCUCUGCAGAAAUGGAUGACCGAAACACAGUCAUGGUAGCUCAAAGACCACCCCGCUCCGGCCAAACUCAAGGCAACGAGUUCCUCCGUAGACUCCACGAGCACGCACCCAACUCGAGCCAGCUCGUAGGCUUCUUAACACUCGUGAUAUCCGGAGCCAUCUUGCUGUUUCUCACGGGCCUUACUAUAACCGCUACAGUGCUAGGCUUAAUCUUCUUUACACCCCUGAUUUUAAUCUCGAGUCCCAUAUGGGUCCCAGUGGGGGCCGUUUUAUUCCUCGCCAUUUCCGGGAUUUUAUCCGUUUGCGGGUUCGGACUCGGGUCGUUUGCCGCGGCGUCGUGGAUUUAUAGGUACUCUAGUGGCAUGCAUCCGGUCGGGUCGGAUCGGGUCGACUACGCGAGGAGUCGGAUCGUGGAUACAGCGAGUCAUGUCAAGGACUAUGCUAGAGAGUAUGGUGGGUAUUUGCAUAGCAAAGUUAAGGAUGCGGCUCCGGGUGCUUGAUGGGUCGGGCGGGUUGAAUUCGGGUCGGUUUGAAAAGAUGUGUGAUGUGUUGGAGUCGUGGCGGGUUGUGACCCGAUUAGCGUGAUGGAUUUUUGUAUCGGGUUAGUGAUGUGGUUUGCAUUUGUUUUUAAUGUUGACAUAGUGUGUAAGAUCUUUGAGUCGUGUAAGCUACUUUUAAGUAAUUCGCUUCGUCUUAAGUUAUCUUCACUUUACUUAUCGUAUAACUAUAGCUGUGACAUUAAUAUAUUUAGAUGGCAUUGAUAUAUUUAGAUUAUAUUUGUGUUAA
This is a messenger RNA of Daucus carota subsp. sativus, 903 nucleotides long. Its product is annotated as oleosin G. Lineage: Eukaryota; Viridiplantae; Streptophyta; Magnoliopsida; Apiales; Apiaceae. The transcript has a single exon. The record is from RefSeq and is a predicted model, not a curated record. Gene Ontology annotation, biological process: lipid storage. The coding region runs from base 129 to 617 and encodes 162 amino acids. Gene Ontology annotation, cellular component: membrane; monolayer-surrounded lipid storage body.